CAUUUUUUCUUCUUCUUCUCCUCCAUCAGCUGACUGUCCUACGAGUGAGCUGUCCAGUUCGUGAACAUCUCCACGCGAAGCACACGUGAACAUGACAGUGCCUCGCCAUCGCUGCCGGUCCGCGCUCACGCCGCGCGUGCAGACGAACACGUCUUUAGACGACCGGAAGCUUAUUUUCUAACCCGCUGAAGAGAGAGAGAGAAGAAGAAGAAGGUGGAAAAAAAAGCGAACGUUGUUGGCCAGCUAGCUUGCGUGCUAUCUUCGGUUAGCUAACGGGUUAAAUUAACCGAUGUGAGGUGGAAACAAUGGAGGGGAUUCUGUACAAAUGGACCAACUACAUGACAGGCUGGCAGCCGCGCUGGUUCGUCCUGGAGAGCGGAGUCAUCUCUUACUACGACUGCGAGGACGACGUCGGGAAAGGAAGCAAAGGAUCCAUCAAGAUGUCCGUGUGCGACAUCAAAGUUCAUCCGUCGGACCCGACGCGCCUGGAGUUGAUCAUCCCCGGCGAGCAGCAUUUCUACGUCCGAGCCGUGAACGCCGCGGAGCGCCAGAGGUGGCUGGUGGCGUUGGGCUCGGCCAAAGCGGGAACGCUCGACGGCCACAAGCACAAAGGUCCAGACUGUCUGAAGACGAAGAUGUCUGAGCUUCGUCUGUACUGCGACCUCCUCGUGCAGCAGGUCCAAACCAUCCAAUCACAGCACACCUCUGACCCAGAGGAAACGCCCACUUCUGAGGCCUCUCUACUCAGUGCAACCUGCGCCACCUUCAUCAGGACGCUGGAGGAGUGUAUGACCCUCGCCAACCAGAGUAUGACCCCUGACCUUCGACCCCCUGAAAGGAUGAAGAGGUCCAUCAGUCAUCCGGGAACGUACAGCUUUGACAGGUCCGGUGUGCUAAAGGAGUACUCGAGUGGAGGUCAAAGGUCAACUCAGCGCAGGAACCGGUCGUGCUCCGACAGCUCGCUUUAUGAUACUGAACGUGUGCUGCCCAGUGUCAACGGGGACUCGUCCUCCAUCCCCGAGGAGAGGGGAGGCAGCGUGAGUCCAAAGACCACGCCCACCGACACAGACACUGACCUGUCCAUCUGAAGAGGUCAACGCGAGCCCAAAGGUCGGCUCCGGACGCCGACGUCGUCUUCGGCGAACGGAGCGACGAAGACGACGGACACAUCGAUCUCCUCCCUCGUACUUUUCCCCCUCCGGAUUGAGCCGAUUGCCAAAACACGUGCACUUUGGAAUCGUAAUGAUUGUUUGUUUUUUUCUCCUGAAGGCCGUUUUAUUUUUUAAAUUAAUUUUUUUUAUUCAGCGUUUCAGUCGCACACAGUGUAACGCGCCGGAGAGAACGGCGAGCCGGACUCGUGCCCGGAGACAUCGUGAGUAUUUAAAGAAGCUCAAAAUCUGUGAAGAACAAAGUGAAGGAACAUAGCGAUCGUCGUAGGCAGCUAACGAAUAACUGGAUUGUUUGUUCAGCGCUUUAAAAACGGACCCGGAUGGUUUGUUUAGUCUUUUUUUUAAUUAAUUUUUUUAAAUGAUUUGAUGUGACAUUUAAAAUCAAGUAUUUUCUGCCCUUUUUUUUCUUUUUAUUUCACCCACACGCUCAAGAACUCGCCGAGCGUCUUCUUACGUUUCUUCUUUCUCGCCUGCGGGAAAAAAAAAAAAGCAAACGUCCCUCCAGCUUCUCGUCUUUGAGGUCGUCGUCUCCGUUGAACUCUCUCUUGAGAGCUGAAGGUCUUCGGAUGCCAAAGUUUAAAAGCCGACAUUAAAUGUGCCAUCUUUCCCAGCGAAGCUUCUUCUCCACACUUCAAAAGACUCUUAAACAUUACAGAUGGAUGUGAACGUGUGCAAAGUUACUGCCUUCUUUUCUUUUUAAUGUUCGUAUUUGAGUGUUUUUUUUUGCUGAUGAACUCCGGACAAAACGUUUGUUCAUUUGAGCUCUCCGGGCCACCGUACAUGAAGUUCUUUUUUUAUAAAUGAUUGAAGUUCAGAUGCCUUUUCCCCCUCGUGGUCUCUCUCCUCACUUGCCAAAGCUAACCAAUUAGCAUCGUGUCUCAAACUAAACCUCGUCGACGGUGGAUUAUUCGGCAUUAAAACUUUUUAAAUAUAAAAAACGUGUAGGAAAAUCUAUUUAUUUUUUUUCCGCCGAAGGACAAAUCAAUCUUCAAGUAAAACAUUUCAGAGAUGAUUAGCUCGUGAUGAUUAGCUUGUGAUGAUUAGCUUGUGGUGAUUAGCUCCUGAUGAUUAGCUCCUGAAUCUAAGGUAUGAAACUGAGCUGCAGUUAAUGAGUCUAGUUUCCCGUCUUGAUUAAUCACCUUUUUAAAAAGGUGCCGUCAGUGAUUAUAAUCAACGCUCUCGUAGUCAAAUUCAAAUUCACACGUUGACACACGUUAUUGUCGACACACGUUAUUGUCGACACACGUUAUUGUCGACACACGUUAUUGUCGACACACGUUAUUGUUGACACACGUUAUUUCAGCCAAUCGGCGACAACGAGGCGUUUGUGCUCUCGAAGAAGAACGAUUUGUUUGAGCGUGAAGUUCAAAUAUCACAAGAACCUGCUUUGAACACGCCGUCUGCACAAACUCUCAGUAAACAAGAGACACGUAAACAAUAUAGAUGUAAACAAUAGAGACUUAAGUAAGAGAGACAUGUAAACAAUAGAGAUGUAAACAAUAGAGACUUAAGUAAGAGAGACACGUAAACAAUAGAGAUGUAAACAAGAGAGGCGUAAACAGUAGAGAUGUAAACGAGAGAGACGUAAAAAAUAGAGAUGCAAACAAUAGAGCUGUAAACAAGACACGUAAACAAGAGACGUAAAAAGUAAACGUAAACGACAGACACGUAAACAAUAGACACAUAACAGACAAUUAAACAAGAGAGACGUAAACAAUAUAAACGUGAACAAUAGAGACAAAGAAGAGAGAGCAUUCGCUGUAAAAUUAUAUCCCCAAAUAAAUUAAUUUUCAGAUUUCUCCACAACUCUCAAAGACAACAUGCGAAUGAUCAAGUUUGUGAUCAUAACGCCCUUCGUUACGAUUUUAAAAGGAACAGUUUCAAUAUUUUGGGCAAUUAGCGUGAAGACCGAUAUCCCUCUCUUUGUGUCACCUCCAUUCAGGGCCCGGCUAGCAGUUUCCCCCCGUUCCCAGUGUUUGUGCUAAGCUACGCUAACCGCCCCCUGGCCCCAGCCUCCAUGAGAGCGACGUCAAUAACGUUAUUCACCAAAAAUGUCGAACUGUUCCUUUAAUUCAACACAAACGGCUUUUUGUUCAGGGGGAGACGAACUUUAAUUAAACUGCUGAAUUACAACGGAAGAGUAUUUUAUGUCCAGUUUUUUGGGGACGAACCAGAUUUUCAUGCCUUAAGUGUCUCUGCACGAAGUAACGUGUGUGUGUCUGUGUGUGUGUGUGUGUGUGUGUGUGUGUGUGUGUGUGUGGUUGCAUCAGACUUUGCAUUAUAUAAAUAAAACGAUAAUAUUUUAAACUGAAAAGUGAGUUUUCUCGUCGUUUGUUUUCAAAAGUGUUAUUUUUGUGCGUUUUUUAUAUUCACACGUGUCGAACCUGCCGUGAAGCAACAAUAAAUAUAAAUACAACUAAA
This is a messenger RNA of Cyclopterus lumpus (lumpfish), 3590 nucleotides long. It is a transcript of the gene plekha3, whose product is annotated as pleckstrin homology domain containing, family A (phosphoinositide binding specific) member 3. The transcript is spliced from 8 exons. Lineage: Eukaryota; Metazoa; Chordata; Actinopteri; Perciformes; Cyclopteridae. The record is from RefSeq and is a predicted model, not a curated record. Gene Ontology annotation, cellular component: trans-Golgi network; early endosome; recycling endosome. The coding region runs from base 306 to 1088 and encodes 260 amino acids. Gene Ontology annotation, biological process: retrograde transport, endosome to Golgi; endosome organization; receptor recycling.